Molecule: messenger RNA, 3504 nt
Organism: Trichoplusia ni (cabbage looper)
Lineage: Eukaryota; Metazoa; Arthropoda; Insecta; Lepidoptera; Noctuidae
Exons: 4
Coding region: 435-992 (185 amino acids)
Source: RefSeq, a predicted model, not a curated record
AACAACAAGACUCGCUCGAUGGCAGGCGUCUCACUGCCAAUAUGAAAAAAGGAGUUAAAAAACUCCAUCACAAAACACGCGAUAGUGGAAUUUAUACGUUAUCCUUUAUUAUUAAAUAAUUUUAUUUUUAUAGUGUUAAUGCCUUGAAUAACAUAUUUUUAUUUAUUAGUGAAUAAUAGUUAAUUAUUGCAAAUGCGCUCAUCUCUCUAUAGUGCUCUGUGAUUGUUUUGUUUAAAAUAUUUACUGCUUCAACAAAACAAAUGCAAAUAUCAGUGACUGUGUAGUGUAAUUAUCAAAAUAACAAUAUAUGUUCGUGAUCGAUUCACUUAUUUGUGUCUCGAUUAGUGUGCGAUCGAAUUUGGAUUUAAGCACAUCACUAACUGUCAUCCAUAGGUGGAAAACCUACGAGAAUUGUGGACGACACUGUUUCAAAUAUGUGUUGUGAUUUGCAGAUGCUCUCGGUACAAGUGCCGGGGUGCGCGGGCAUGGAGCGGCUGGGCGCGCCGGGGGGACCGCGCCUACGGCACGAUCACAGACAUCACCAUUCCACAUUGGAAUGGGAAAAGCAGCAAAGGCUGCAAGCGAUGGUGGGGCGGUUGCAGGAGAUGGUGGAGCAAGAGACGCGCGCGCGAUCUGCCGCGGCCGCAGAGCGCCUCGGCCUGCCGCCCAGUAUACAACUGCCCGACGGCGAGUACGGACAGGACGUGCAUCUACAGUUACGAGUCCCUUAUCAGCAAGCCGAGCUGACGAGAAGCAGCUUCCAGCCUCCACCGAACAAGUGCGUGAGCGACGUGCCCGAGUGGGCGGGCGGCGCAGAGGCGGGCGCGGCGCGGCGCGGCGGCGGCAAGAAGGACGGGCUGCUGCAGAAGGCCACGCGCUGGUGGGUGCGCAUGGGCGCGCGGCCGGCGGCGCCGUUCCUGCCGGCCGCCGCGCCGCCGCCGUGCGUCAUGGUGCCGCGCCGCGCCGCGCCCGCCGCGCCGCCCGACGCGUGACGCCGCCGCGCCGCGCUCGCUCCGUCUCUACCAUAUCACGCUUACAUUCCAUUAUCGGGACGGUGGGACUCGCCGCAGUGCACGCGCGUCCCGGAGUAUUAUAGACUUGGUAUUUAUUUAUUCGGGGGCGGAGGCCCGCGCCGGUGCCCGCGCUCCUUCGGCGCGCCCGUCUUCCUCGCGCCGUCUAAGAGUUUCGCGAAAACUAAGACUGAAAUAAAGUAAAAAGAUAUAACGUUAUAAAGUCUACGUUGAAGUAUGUUGUCUUAGGUGAAAUUGAUUCAGAUAGAAACGAUUAAAGGUAUAUUAUAAUAUUUAAAGAAUCUUUCGACGGCGACCCUCGAUGAUAUCGUGUAUUAGGCGAGGGUCAGUCGACAGUGAGCUGAUGUCUUGCAGUGUACAGUUUCAUGUUUAAGUGACCUAUUUUAAUUUCUAUCCAGCAGCUAUAAAUCUGUGUUUAAACAACUUUUAUAUUUAUUUAUAAUUGUAUGUAAAGGAUGCAUAUCAGUACAGUAAAGGCAAGGAAUAUUAAUUUACGUUGCAUAGUUACUAUUUUAUUGUAAAUAUUGUCUCUAAUUUAAUAUUAUUAGAUUAAUUAUGGUUGAACGCCAGAACCCGGGGGUCUUUUCAAUUGAGUGUUUGCUACAUUCCAUAUUUAUGUUGAAAUAUUCUCGAUAAUACUUACUGUACUAGUUGCUUCCCACUGUCUACCUGUAGUCCUUGUAUGUCUGUAACAAUAUCUCGAGUGUCUGCACGCUCGGUUCUUGUUGGUAUCGAGCUGACAAUAAUUGACAAUUGAUUAGUGACUGAUAUUUAAAAUGCAGAUGAAUAGAAAUCUCAUUAGUAAAUAGACAUAAAUGAAAAAUAUUAAAUGAAUUAGUUUUAAAUUAGCUGUUUAUUAUUUAUAUAAUUAGGUCGGUUGUUCAUAUCCUGAAUAUAUGUUUUUCAUUUCACCGUUGCUCACUAAUGUUGGCGUGACAAAUUAUAUAAUAAACACUCAGGAUAUGCACCGCCGGCCGAUACUAGUUGAAAGUGUCACGAUAGUCAUUAACUAUUCUCGGCAGAUUGAGUUAAAUUGUGUUUUGUCAUUACCAUGGUUGUAAAACACCGUUUGUGUUCGUCCAUUGAGCUGUAAUGGGCGCUCGCCUACUCAUCCACUCCUUUAUCGAUAGUUUGCAGUGAACACUUGUAUUUUUCCUGUACAUAUAAUAAGUCAAAGUGUAUUGACUUUUAAUACAAUUACGGGUCUUAAGCCUAACACUUGCCGUUAGCAAAGUACAAUGCUGGACGCUAAAGUAUUCUACAAUAAAAUGGCGCAAUACAUGUUUUUUUUUACUGUAAUAAUAAUAUAUACAUAUUUUUCAAAGCUUCUUGGAAUAAAGAGGAAAGCAAAUUAUUAUUAUAUAAAUUGUUUAUAAUUUGAUUAAGAUAAUAAAUUCUAGUCGCUACUAAAAAUGUAGAUCGAUUUUUAUUACUUAUUUAUAAAAGCUUGAAGACGUUUAUAUAUUUAUAACAAUGUCUGGAUUUGUAUACAGCACAAGACAAACAAAGGAAUGAAAUUCAAAUGUGCCCUAUUUUCCAAAUGCCUAUAACAUAAGUACCUUCUUGUUACAUAAGAGAUAGAGUAGUGCAUUAUUAUCGCGAGUGUGCGUCAGUGCGUGUGUACAUAUGCGUUGUCUCGCUCACGUAUUGUAUAUGGAGCGAAACAAUCCUUUGUCUAUAUCGCUAGUUAAGAAGCACAAAACGUUGCGCAUUUUAUUGAAUCUAUUACCUUGACAGCAUUGGAGUGCUAUACGCGGCCAUUUUUACGGACUGAAACAUAAUGUAAUGUUCAAAAUAUUAAAAUAACUAAGUAAUUAUUAUUACUUAAAACCAAUUUGUUUUGUAUAUUUAUUGUUUGUCUUCGAUGUUUAAAUAUGGCGAUUGAUAAAUAGUUCGUUGAAAGACAAUUUAGUAUUUAUUUUAAACUAUUUGUAUAUACUUAACUAUAUAAGAAACAACUGUUGUGGCCUACACCUUUAAAUAGAGGGUCAGAUCAUCACUUAAGAUGGCAUGACAUAUAUUCUUAAAAAUAAUGUGCAUGAAGCGAAUCUCUCUCUGCAACUAACUUCGGAGGUGCGAGAGAAUGUAUCUUAACAUCACUAAAUAAUCGAGUUGUACAGUAUUCUGUCAUAACUAGACAAAAAUAGAGAAAUUUACUAGGUAGCCAAUUUCUGUAUUUUUGUUUCUUUAAUUUUAUGGUCACAAGUAUUCUGUUACUUAAUCAGCUUAUCAUUUUACUUUGUCCCGCCAUGUCUUUUCGUUGCCUUAAAUAUAAUUAGUAUCAAAAUGCUUUUAUAGCAAUUGUUGUACAAAAUGCUGAUGGAAAUAUAAAAGUUGUUUAAAAUAGUUUCACAGAAUAGAUAUUUAAUCUAGAUAUCAAACAAUAUUCCAUUUGUCAUAUUAAUAAGUAAAGCAGAAGCAAAUGUUUAAUAAUAAAAGAAAACUGCAUUAAAUUAUGACCUACCAAUAAUGA